AUGUAUCCUGAUGAUAUGGGCCUUGAAUGCUUAUUAUCAAUAAAUAAUACAAUAAAAAAUAAUUCUUCAAAUCAAUCAUAUUUUGAUGAUGAUUUUUCAUUUGAAUUUAAAGAAGAUGAAUAUCCAUAUACAAAUAACAUUGCAUCGCCUUUAUAUCAAGAUAGUGAUGAAAUUUAUUAUGAUAAUUUUUCAUCAGAAACAUUUUCAUCUAAUUUUAAUAGCAGCUCUAUUUCACCCGUCUCAAUGAGUGAGCUUGAAAAUAGUACUGAAAAAACAAAAAUGUACGAUUAUUCAAGCUCUAUUGAUCAAUAUUUUGAUAAUCACUCUUUUAGUGAUGAUUCUCAUGAUUUAUCACCAUCAAAAAAUUGCCGCAAAUCUAGUAAUUAUUUUGUUACGUCUUCAAAAUCUACGAUAAAAGAUAAUUUUAAAAGUUCAUUACCAAUAGUAACUACGACAUCUUCCAGAAAUUCUUCAAUGUCAUCAUUAUAUAAAAUUAAUCAAUCUUCAUUUACAAAUAAAAGAAAAUGGGAUGACAUUGCAAUAAGAGAAAAUAAAAUAUCAGCACAGACAGGUAAAAAAGGACCUGUUAUGUUGACAGCUGAAGAAGUUGCUGUAUAUAAACAGGAAAAAUUUGAAAUACCUUUAACAUUUCCUUUAACACAAACUCAAGAAAGAGAAUUAAAAAAAGUUAGAAGAAAAAUUAAAAAUAAAUUAUCAGCUAAAGCAAGUAGAUCGAAAAAAAAAGCUGAACUAGAAGGUUUAAAAGAAGCAUUAGAAUAUAAAAAUAAAAUUUUUUCCCAUUUUCUCGAUUGUGUACGUAAAAAUUCUUUACAAAGAGAACCAUUAUGUAAAUCAUGUCAAGAGUUAAUAAAAUGUGGACAGAUACCUGAAGAUAAAAGUAUUGAUGAAACCAUCUAA
This is a messenger RNA of Strongyloides ratti, 918 nucleotides long. Its product is annotated as Cyclic AMP response element-binding protein A. Gene Ontology annotation, biological process: regulation of transcription by RNA polymerase II. Bases 1 to 918 code for a protein of 305 amino acids. The record is from RefSeq and is a predicted model, not a curated record. The transcript has 3 exons. Gene Ontology annotation, molecular function: DNA-binding transcription factor activity, RNA polymerase II-specific; cAMP response element binding. NCBI's taxonomy places the organism in Eukaryota, Metazoa, Nematoda, Chromadorea, Rhabditida, Strongyloididae.